This is a messenger RNA of Epinephelus moara (kelp grouper), 558 nucleotides long. RefSeq names its product helicase SRCAP-like. Gene Ontology annotation, cellular component: Swr1 complex. NCBI's taxonomy places the organism in Eukaryota, Metazoa, Chordata, Actinopteri, Perciformes, Serranidae. The record is from RefSeq and is a predicted model, not a curated record. Gene Ontology annotation, molecular function: ATP hydrolysis activity; histone binding. The transcript has 4 exons. Bases 1 to 558 code for a protein of 185 amino acids.
AUGUUUUUAAUGUUCCUCUGCAGGCUGAUCAGCGAGCGAACGGUGGAGGAGAACAUUUUGAAGAAAGCCAAUCAGAAGAGGAUGCUGGGAGAUAUGGCCAUUGAAGGAGGAAACUUCACCACUGCCUUCUUCAAACAGCAAACCAUCCGAGAGCUCUUUGAUAUGAACGACGGGGAGAGGAGGGAGGUGGCAGUGGAGCUCUCAGUGCCCCAGGCUGAGGAGGAGGAGGCUGUCAACAAACAGAGCACCACCAUUCUGGAGCAGGCCCUGUGUCGUGCCGAGGAUGAGGAGGACAUAGUUGCUGCCUCUCAGGCCAAAGCGGAGCAGGUGGCAGAACUGGCGGAGUUCAAUGAGAACAUACCACUGGAUGACGGAGGGGAACAGGAGGAGGUGGAGGAGCUCUCCAAGGCCGAGCAGGAGAUCGCUGCUCUGGUGGAGCAGCUCACUCCAAUUGAACGCUACGCCAUGAACUUCCUGGAAGCCUCACUAGAAGACGUGUGCAAAGAGGAGUUGAAGCAGGCUGAGGUAACACCACAUUUUUUGAUCCUGUUGUCUUAA